This is a messenger RNA of Prunus mume (Japanese apricot), 2278 nucleotides long. Lineage: Eukaryota; Viridiplantae; Streptophyta; Magnoliopsida; Rosales; Rosaceae. The record is from RefSeq and is a predicted model, not a curated record.
UCUCUCUCUCUCUCUCUGUCAGCUUCCUUCAUUUAAAUUCCAGCUAUGGAGCCGCCGCCUAAUGGGACUUUGGUUCUCCGUCCAUGACCUCGAUGACUGAGUUGAAUCGGUGUUUCCGUUGGUUUUCGUUGAACGAGCAAAGAGUCCAGUAAUUCAGCUCGAGCAAUUUGGUCGGUUUUUCUCGGGAAUAAAUUUAUCUUUUCCCGGGAAACAAUCAGAAAGUUUUAAGUGUUUGCUUACUUUAAACAAUCAGAACUAAAACCCUAAGUAGUUAGCUUGUUCUCGAGGCUUUGAGCUCAGAGAUUGAAGUGAAGGGAACAAAAAUGGGGGACCUGGACAAUUCCUCAUCCCCGUUACUGACAGUUUCAACAGCUUCAGGGGAAGCUAGUUUAUCUUCCUCUGCUCACGAAACCAUGACUCUUCCAGAGCCACCUCUGAAGAAAAAGCGAAACCUUCCCGGAAUGCCAGAUCCCGAAGCGGAGGUGAUCGCUCUGUCGCCGACAACGCUUCUCGCGACGAACCGUUUCGUGUGCGAGAUCUGCAACAAAGGGUUCCAGCGUGAUCAGAACUUGCAGCUCCAUCGGCGAGGCCACAACUUGCCGUGGAAGCUGAGGCAAAGAACAACCAAAGAAGUCCGGAAGCGGGUCUAUGUGUGCCCUGAGACCUCCUGCGUGCACCACAACCCGACCCGAGCCCUCGGCGAUUUGACGGGAAUAAAAAAGCACUUCUGUAGAAAGCACGGCGAGAAGAAGUGGAAGUGCGAGCGGUGCUCCAAGAAAUACGCCGUACAGUCCGAUUGGAAGGCGCACAUGAAGACCUGUGGUACCCGAGAGUACAGAUGCGAUUGCGGAACUUUAUUCUCUAGGAGGGAUAGCUUUAUAACGCAUAGGGCUUUCUGCGAUGCGUUGGCGGAGGAGAGCGCAAAGGCUCAAACCCUAGCGAUUGACGGCUCAGAUGGAAAUCAGAAUCUCAAUAAUCACAGUCCGAAUCCGAAUGCGAAGGGUGUGGUGGCUUCGCCGCCUCCACCGCCUCUGACGCCGUCAAACACUGUGGUGUCUCCGGCUUUGUCCAUUCAGAGCUCAGGGAGUUUUAGCUUUCAAACAGGAAACUGCAACAACGGCAGCAGUGUAUUUGCAAGCAUAUUUGCACCUUCCACAGCCUCAGCAUUGAUCUCACAGCCACCGCAAACAUCAUCACCAUCCUCAUUCUCUAAUCAAGUCUCCACCUUGGGACGCCCCGAUGGCUCCACCACAAUCCCAACCGUUUCCUCCAUUAACGAACCCACAUCCCUCUCUCUCUCCACCUCUCUUUACCUCUCCAGCAACGGCUCCUCCCUCUUCCCAACACCUGAACCACAAGACCAUCGCCACUACGCUCAACCCGCUGUCAUGUCCGCCACCGCAUUGCUCCAAAAGGCAGCCCAAAUGGGCGCUGCCGCAUCAAACGCGUCAUUGCUUCGUGGGUUUGGCUUGGCCACGUCAUCCUCGUCCCCAUCUCAAGAAAAUAGCACGGCGCUGCAGUGGAACAAGCCAGAGAGUGGCGGUGGUACUACCCAGAUGGCAGCUGGGGUUGGGCUCGAACUUCUCUCAACUGCAAGUGCUGCCCAUUUGACUGAUCUAAUGAUGGGCCCACCUUCCCAAUUUGGGGGCCAGCCCAUGACGCGUGACCUUCUUGGGCUCAGCAUAGGUGUUGGCAGCAGCGGCAGCGGUGCUUCCACAGGCGGGCUUUCUGCGUUGCUAAAUUCCUUUGGUGGUGGGGGCAGUGGCUUCGACGUUGCAGCUGCAGCAGCUACUGCGUAUGGAGGAGGAGGAGGAGGAGGAGGAGGGGCUGGGAGUUCUCAGAGAGAGUCAUGGGAAGGUGCACAAGAUAGAUAGUCCAAUGGGCCUGCCUUGCUCUAGAACAGCUCAUUUUCCUUCCUGUGAUUGAUUUUGUUGGCAUAGGUAAAGAGAGCGACUCUGGGCAACUCGCUGGCGCUCCUGCUUUUGAAGAUUCUCCAAGCGAAGUGGCCUUGUGUGUUUUGUGCUGCUGAUUAUAAAUAUAUUGCUUAAAUUUUGUCUUUUGAAUCUCUUAGCUGUUUUGAGUAUUUAGCUCAUUUAAGUUGUAGUCUGUAGGGAUGUGAAGGGGAAAAAAAGCAGUGUACAGGAGCUUAAUUUUCUAGUUACUAGCUAGCGUAGCAAAGUGCACAGCACAAAAUUAAGGGAAAACAUGUAAUGUGCGUCCAAGUCUGUACUACGUAAAAAGUGAGUGAUUCAGUUGUCUUUAAAGUUCCUUCUUGUGC